This is a messenger RNA of Varanus komodoensis (Komodo dragon), 2866 nucleotides long. It is a transcript of the gene PRKAG2, whose product is annotated as protein kinase AMP-activated non-catalytic subunit gamma 2. The coding region runs from base 440 to 2134 and encodes 564 amino acids. Lineage: Eukaryota; Metazoa; Chordata; Lepidosauria; Squamata; Varanidae. The transcript is spliced from 16 exons. The record is from RefSeq and is a predicted model, not a curated record.
AGCAUUUGCAUUUUUAAAUCCUUCCCUUCUUCGACGCACCUUCUUGCUUUUUCCCUCGAGGACAUGGCCACCUGGAAACUUUUGCAGCCUCCAGCAACCUCUAGCUGUUUCUGACUUGGCAAAACUGUCCUGAGGUACCACCAGUUCCGCCCCUGACGACUUCUAAGGAUGCCUGCAGGCGCCUUUCGCUUCUUUCCUGACCCAUCCCUUGUCCUUGGGAAUCUCAAGUUGUGCUCAUAAAAUUCCCCGCUUCUUUUGACAUCCCUCGCUUGCCAACUCGUUGUUGCCAAAAGCUCUGAAAAGCCAGGAGCCCCAAGGAUCAUCCUGUGGAAGCUGGGAAGUUGGCAGAAAACAGCCUCAAUACAGAGGCCUUGCUGGGCAGGUUCCAGUGAGCCUUACUUCGGAAAUAGGGUUGGGGGCUCUGGUGGGUAUCAAAGAAAUGGGAAGCACAGCCAUGGACACGAAGAAGAAAGAUGCCCCUUCCAGCAGCAAGAAAAGCUCCAGCCAGAAGAAGCGUGUGUUGCGAGUUCACAUCCCAGAUCUCAGCUCCUUUGCUAUGCCAUUCCUGGAUGGAGAUGUGGACACUACAGAGAAACAUCCUUCAAGGAAGGCAGAAGAAAGCUACUGCGCUGGCAGUCCAUCCAAAGGACUUUUCUCAAAGGGUCUUCAGAACCGGCCUUCCAGCCCAGCCUCUGCCCCUGUCAAGUCAAAACACAGUCCGGGUUCACCCAAAACAGUGUUCCCUUUCCCGUAUCAGGAGUCGCCGCCUCGCUCCCCUCGCCGCAUGAGCUUCAGUGGCAUCUUCAGGUCCUCCUCCAAAGACUCUUCCUCUCCAGGCUCUAACCCAUCUACCUCCCCCGGGGGGAUCAAGUUCUUCUCCAGAUCAAGAAAAACCUCUGGCCUGUCCUCUUCUCCGUCAACCCCGACACAAGUGACCAAGCAGCCGGCAUUUCCGAUCGAAUCCUACAAACAUGAACCGGAGAGGCUAGAGGCACGGAUCCACACGUCCUCCCCGCCACCGGAUACAGGACAGAGGUUCGGCCUGCCUCCAGGGCAACCCGUGGCCCAGCCCCCCACGCCCGCCCCCAGCCUCUGCACUACCUCAAAAACAGCAGCUCCUCCUCAGCCCCCGGCCGCUUCCGAAGGGAUGCUGGAAAAACUGGAGCUCGAGGAUGAAGCUGUUGGUGAAUCAGAAAGUGACAUCUACAUGCGAUUCAUGAGGUCACAUAAAUGUUAUGAUAUUGUUCCAACAAGCUCAAAGCUUGUAGUUUUUGACACUACACUACAGGUAAAGAAGGCUUUCUUUGCCUUGGUGGCAAAUGGUGUCCGAGCAGCUCCACUGUGGGAGAGUAAAAAACAAAGCUUUGUAGGAAUGUUAACUAUUACAGAUUUCAUUAAUAUAUUGCAUAGAUACUAUAAGUCUCCAAUGGUACAAAUCUAUGAAUUGGAGGAACACAAAAUUGAAACCUGGAGGGAACUUUAUUUACAAGAAACCUUUAAGCCUUUAGUGAAUAUUUCGCCAGAUGCAAGCCUUUUUGAUGCUGUAUAUUCAUUGAUCAAAAACAAAAUACACAGAUUGCCAGUUAUUGACCCUGUGAGUGGAAAUGCACUUUAUAUACUUACCCAUAAAAGAAUACUCAAGUUUCUCCAGCUUUUUGUGUCAGAAAUGCCAAAGCCUGCCUUUAUGAAGAAAAAUCUGGAUGAGCUUGGGAUAGGAACAUACCAUAAUAUCGCCUUUAUUCAUCCAGACACUCCUAUCAUUAAAGCCUUGAAUAUAUUUGUAGAUAGAAGGAUAUCGGCACUACCUGUUGUGGAUGAGUCAGGAAAAGUUGUAGAUAUUUAUUCCAAAUUUGAUGUAAUAAAUCUUGCUGCUGAAAAAACUUAUAAUAAUUUAGAUAUCACAGUGACACAAGCUCUCCAACACCGCUCUCAGUAUUUUGAAGGUGUAGUGAAAUGCAGUAAGCUGGAAACGCUGGAGACCAUUGUGGAUCGGAUAGUUAAAGCCGAGGUUCAUAGGUUGGUGGUGGUGAAUGAAGCAGAUAGUAUUGUUGGUAUCAUCUCCCUCUCUGACAUCCUACAAGCAUUAGUACUCACACCAGCAGGUGCCAAACAAAAGGAAGGUGAAACUGAUUGAUUGCUAUGAAUGUAAAGGCCUCUGUAGAAGAACUUGAGUGAAGUUACUGGGUCAUCUUUGCCUCAAGAAGACUGAUGACAAUAGGGAAGAACAAAAUGGUGAUGAGAAUGUAUGUGUAUUGGACUGAGUGAUGGGUAGCUAGUCUAUUAUUACCCAGUGACUGUCGCGCAAAAAACAGCAGCAUGACAAAAAGCUUAUGUAUUCAAUAUAGGCUUGCAUUUCAAAAUGUUUGCCGAAAGACGUCACAUGAUAUCCAUCUAUUGCUGCACUGUAUCCUGAAACAAUACCAUUUUUUGUAUUUGAUAGCAGUCACUGGUCAGUAACAGAUCUCUGACAUAAGGCAAGAGUAUGGCAUAUUCAUAUCAUAGUGCCUUAUGUCAAAAAGCCAACAAUAUGUCAUCACUGUUGCCCAUCACAAUAAGGGGAAGUAUUGUGAGAAACAAGACACUGUAUUUGAAUAUUCAAGUCACUAAACCUAAAACCAAAUCAGUUUCAGAUAUCAUUAGAUUUGUCAUAAAAAGCUGUAAUUUGAAUAUCAGUAGAUUACUUUAAAACUUUAAUGACAUUUUUGUGUGGUUUAUAAAUGUUGCAUUCUGAACACAGAUGGUAAAACAAGUCUGAUUUAAAACCAGCUUUAUUUAUUUUUAUUUUCUGCAAUUUUUUUACACAUCUUUGGUGGAUAGCUAAAACUUCACCAUGUUCAUUAAUAAAAUAUUGAUUGUUAUAUAAGAA